AUGUUGGCUUCUACUGCUUGUGUCCAUGAACUUGAGAAAUUAAGGCACAGAGAGGUUAAAUAGAGCCAGCAAGGGAUAGAACCUGGAUUGGGGCUAAGUGGCUUAACUCUAGAACCAUCACUCUUAGUUCAGACACAAGCUCCAGUUGGAAGGGGCUGCCCAGAUGCCCUGCAGGCUGGACAUGAGGCUGGAGGCACCUUUCAGGAGGAUCUGGACUCACCUAGAGAGCCUACCAGCACUGUGAGAGCCACUGCUGCUCCCUGCAUCCUGCCCACCUGUUUGGCCCAGGAUCCCCCCUGCUCAGUGCUUUCUAAGGAUGCGGCACUGCUAGCAGUCCAGCCAGCAGCACUCCCUGGUCAGUGGCUGUCCAGUGCCCCAGUCAGCUCAGCCACGACCAAGGCCCCCCAUCCCUCCGUCUGGGGGCUCUCCUCUUCCCUGCAUCACCAGCGUCCUGCGAUCUCGCCUGUCGAUGCCCAGCUCUCGCUUGAUGUCUCAGUUCCGGAACAGAGAUGCUCCAGCUGCUACCUGGGAAGGUUCUGGCCCCAAAAAUAUUUAGUUAGCAGCCCUUCAGUUAAGUGGAAUUGA
This is a messenger RNA of Ceratotherium simum simum (southern white rhinoceros), 585 nucleotides long. NCBI's taxonomy places the organism in Eukaryota, Metazoa, Chordata, Mammalia, Perissodactyla, Rhinocerotidae. The record is from RefSeq and is a predicted model, not a curated record.